GGUAAACGGCGUCUACCACUCUUUGGAGGGGGAUGAAGUGAAGAGUCAACGCCAUCUGCAGAUCCUUGUGGCAAGCCUUCACCAUGCCAUCCUUUUACCUCGUCGUCCUAACCACCGUCUUCAUGGCCCUGAUGGCUGUGCUGACCUCUGGUGCCAGAACCACGCUCUGGCCCAAACCCCAGGGCACCAAGAAGCCUCCUCGAGCUGGGGGCGGUGGCGGAGGUGGACGGACCACCACCACAACCCCAUCCCCUUCCAGGAGCCUGCACACCGAAGACACAACCGACGUUUUGAUGGACGCAUACUCUCUGUCCCCUUUAGACGGCACCACCUACCCCAGCGACUCUUACCUGACCGAGUUCCACACCGAUGCCAUAGCGCCGCCCGGGAAUCCUCACGGAAACUAUACUCUCGACUACAAUGAAUGCUUCUUCAACAUGUGCGAAUGCUGUCCGCCUGAGCGAGGCCCCGUGGGGCCCAUGGGGGAGAGAGGGCCAUCGGGGCCACCGGGAGAGAGGGGCCCCGUGGGGUUACCAGGAGAGAGGGGAGAAACGGGGCCCAGAGGACCUCCAGGACCGGCGGGAUUACCUGGAGCCAAUGGACUCAAUGGCGACAUAGGUGAAAAAGGUGAACAAGGACCUGUGGGUCUGCCCGGCACUCCUGGGAUCCCGGGAAAACCUGGAGAAAAAGGUGAUCCAGGCCCCAAAGGAGACAAAGGUGAACGUGGAUUCACUGGUUUGAAAGGGGACCCAGGAGAAAGAGGAGAGCCGGGCCUGAAUGGGACUAAGGGGAGCACUGGGAGAGAGGGGCCUAUGGGUCCCCCAGGGAUAGCUGGGACAAAGGGUCAGAAAGGUGAACAGGGACACAUAGGCGAAUGUUUACCAGGCGAGAAAGGUGAUGUGGGUGAACGUGGGCCCCCUGGUCCGAGAGGGGAGAUCGGCCCCCCGGGGGUGAAUGGAACCGAUGGUGCGAAGGGAGCGAGAGGGGAGCCAGGGCCUCCAGGGGGGAAGGGGGAUACUGGGGCUAGGGGUCCCCCGGGACCUCCAGGUGGAAGGGGAAUGACAGGGUUGAGAGGUGAGAGGGGACCCAAAGGUGGGCGUGGGCUUCGGGGCCCUAAAGGUCCUCCAGGUGAGAGUGUGGAGCAGGUCCGCUCCGCUUUCAGUGUGGGUUUGUUCCCCAGCAGGUCCUUCCCUCCGCCCGGCCUGCCUGUGAAGUUUGACAAGGUGUUUUACAACGGGGAGGGACACUGGGACCCGACACUCAAUAAGUUCAACGUCACACACCCUGGGGUCUACUUGUUCAGUUAUCACAUCACCGUGCGCAACCGCCCUGUGCGCGCUGCCCUGGUGGUGAAUGGGAUACGGAAACUGCGAACAAGAGAUUCCCUGUACGGCCAGGACAUCGACCAGGCGUCCAACCUCGCCCUGAUGCAGCUGAGCGAGGGCGACCAGGUGUGGCUGGAGACGCUGAGGGACUGGAACGGGGUUUACUCCAGUAGUGAGGACGACAGCACGUUCUCUGGCUUCCUGCUUUACCCAGACUCAAAGGACAAACCCACCGCUACGGAAAACCUGUGACUAUGACCUCUGACCUUGAGUGAGCUCUGGUUUUAACUUCUUGUAGACCCUGCACAUCCUUCAGCCUGUUGCACAGCUUUGUGAAAUCACUGCAAAGUGGUAGAAAGUCAGCUAAGUAUUUCUGCUCUGUAUCUGCUUGCUGCUGUUGAACUAAUCAAACUAAAUGCAUUGCUUGCCCUGCGGUAUUGGGAGAUGGAUGUGACUUGAUGAUACUGCUAUAUGCGACAUUUCAGCUCUUUGUAACACUGCAUUAAAAACGACU
This is a messenger RNA of Mugil cephalus (flathead mullet), 1839 nucleotides long. RefSeq names its product otolin 1a (gene otol1a). The coding region runs from base 84 to 1577 and encodes 497 amino acids. The transcript has 5 exons. The record is from RefSeq and is a predicted model, not a curated record. Lineage: Eukaryota; Metazoa; Chordata; Actinopteri; Mugiliformes; Mugilidae. Gene Ontology annotation, molecular function: protein binding.